This is a messenger RNA of Salarias fasciatus (jewelled blenny), 1391 nucleotides long. RefSeq names its product proliferating cell nuclear antigen (gene pcna). The coding region runs from base 187 to 969 and encodes 260 amino acids. The transcript has 6 exons. Lineage: Eukaryota; Metazoa; Chordata; Actinopteri; Blenniiformes; Blenniidae. Gene Ontology annotation, molecular function: DNA polymerase processivity factor activity; DNA binding. Gene Ontology annotation, cellular component: PCNA complex. The record is from RefSeq and is a predicted model, not a curated record. Gene Ontology annotation, biological process: leading strand elongation; mismatch repair; regulation of DNA replication.
CUAGCGCGCGCUUUCAGCUCAUAUCUCUCUGCUGCAGUGAAGUUGACGUCGUGCGUCCAGCUCGCUGACAUCCCAUCACAAAAAGCCUGAAGUUUCCGAGCAGCUGAGUUCUACCUCCACGGAGCGACGCUCAAAGUCUUCUUCACCGCACGGACGCUGAAAAAAAAAUAUCCCACAACAGUCAUCAUGUUUGAGGCUCGCCUGGUACAGGGUUCCAUCCUGAAGAAGGUGCUGGAGGCGCUGAAGGACCUGAUCACGGAGGCCUGCUGGGAUGUCAGCUCGUCGGGCAUCUCGCUGCAGAGCAUGGACUCUUCCCACGUCUCGCUGGUGCAGCUCACCCUGCGGCACGACGGCUUCGACUCGUACCGCUGCGACAGGAACCUGGCCAUGGGAGUCAACCUCAGCAGCAUGUCAAAAAUCCUGAAAUGUGCUGGAAACGAGGACAUCAUCACUCUCAGAGCAGAGGACAAUGCCGACACACUCGCUCUUGUGUUUGAGACCCUCAAUCAGGAGAAAGUGUCGGAUUAUGAGAUGAAGCUGAUGGAUCUGGAUGUGGAGCAGCUCGGCAUUCCAGAGCAGGAGUACAGCUGUGUGGUGAAGAUGCCCUCUUUGGAGUUUGCUCGCAUCUGCCGCGACCUGUCCCAGAUCGGCGACGCCGUCAUGAUCUCCUGCGCAAAGGAUGGAGUCAAGUUCUCGGCCUCCGGAGAGCUGGGCACCGGCAACAUCAAGCUGUCCCAGACAAGCAACGUGGACAAAGAGGAUGAAGCUGUCACUAUUGAGAUGAACGAGCCUGUCCAGCUCAUCUUUGCCCUCAACUACCUGAACUUCUUCACUAAGGCCACGCCGCUGUCCAAGACGGUCACCCUCAGCAUGUCUGCUGACAUCCCCCUCGUGGUUGAGUACAAGAUUGCUGAUAUGGGACACGUCAAAUACUACUUGGCACCGAAGAUUGAUGAGGAGGCUUCCUAGAUUGUUAAUAUAAGGUAGAAAGAGGGAGAACGGAGAAAAGCGGUCGACCAGGACUCGUCCUGAGUGAGUCAGGGGGCAGAAGAAAUCUUGUGAUGGUCAGUUUGCUUUAGGCUGAGGUUUCUGAUCCACUCCUGUGUUCAUGGCUGCAUUGAUCAUCUGUGUGCGGCGCUUCCUACACAUGGGUUCAUCGUGCACUCACUCAAGACUUGGAGUCUCCGUCUCCAUUUUUUCCUGUUUGGAGGAGAAGCUUAUUUCAAAAUUCCCAUACGCUCUUUUGUAGAUAAACACACUUGUAAAUACUUUCUGUGGAUUCUCACUGUCGGUUGAUCCCAAAUGUUUGUUUUUUUAUUCAUCAAUUCAGUCAAAAUAAAUGAUCCCAGUUGUUUCCAAAUGCCGUUUUUGUCGUUUUUCUACCUGUUUCA